UGUGUGUGUGUGUGUGUGUGUUUAGUGAGCGCGAGACAGGGGUUUUUGUCUCGUAGGGGAAGCGCUGUGUUCUUCAGAGGGCUCGCGCACACCGGAGCAGCAGCAGCAGCAGCAGCAGCGGCACAAGUCCAGCGACAGAAAGCGUAAUUUAAAAGUGAGCAGAGUGAGACCUCCGCUCCUGCUCCCCGCACCGCACGGUCCCACCUGAACCGGGACGACUCUCCGGACGGAACCCGCAGAGCAGAGGUGCCAUGGAGGACCAGCUGCUGUGCUGCGAGGUGGACUCGGUCCGCAGAGCCCACCAGGACGUCAACCUGCUCACCGACCGCGUCCUGCGCACCAUGCUGCGCGCGGAGGAGAGCUACCUCCCGUCGCCCAACUACUUCAAGUGCGUUCAGAGGGAGAUCGUGCCCAAAAUGCGGAAAAUAGUUGCCACCUGGAUGCUGGAGGUGUGCGAGGAGCAGAAGUGCGAGGAGGAGGUCUUCCCGCUGGCUAUGAACUACCUGGACCGGUUCCUCUCGGUGGAGGCCACCGGGAAGACGCGGCUGCAGCUGCUGGGAGCGGCGUGCAUGUUCCUGGCGUCCAAGAUGAAGGAGACGGUCCCGCUGACGGCGGAGAAGCUCUGCAUCUACACGGACAACUCGAUCCGGCCCGCGGAGCUGCUGCACAUGGAGCUGCUGGUCCUAAGCAAGCUCAAGUGGGACCUGGCGUCAGUCACGCCGCACGACUUCAUCGAGCACUUCCUGUCCAAGCUGGACAUCCACCCGUCCGCCAAGCAGGUCCUCAGGAAGCACGCGCAGACCUUUGUGGCGCUCUGCGCGACAGACGUGAACUUCAUUGCCAGUCCUCCGUCCAUGGUGGCGGCGGGCAGCGUUGUGGCGGCGGUGCAGGGCCUCUACCUGAAGAGCCAGGACGCCUCCUUGUCCUCCCAGAACCUCACACACUUCCUGUCGCAGAUCAUUCGCAGUGACCCGGACUGCCUGCGGUCGUGUCAGGAGCAGAUCGAGUCGCUGCUGGAGUCGAGCCUGCGACAGGCGCAGCAGCAGCAACACGGCAGCUCGACGGAAACCAAACGCAUGGACGAGGACGUGGACCUGUCCUGCACGCCCACAGACGUCCGGGACAUCAACAUCUGAAGUGACGGGCGGCCCGCCGCCGAUGACGUUGAGGGAACUCUGUGGAUAAGAGGGUGGCGACGGGGGGCUGAGGAGGAACUCGGCCUCCCUACUCCUCCUCCUCCGGUGGGCUACUGCUGUGUCGCUCACACCACAUGCUCAUCUGCCACGACUGCCCAGACGGGACGGAGCGCCCCCCUCGCCACAACCCCUCCCGAGUUACAUUCCCUGCCAGUGGCCCCCUCCCACCCUGGGAUGAGUGGACCGGAGAGACAGACGAUGAGUACCAAUGACUUGUGUGGGCUGGAGAGCUGGAGCCACGAAAACACGCAUGAACAUGAGCACAGACUCUCUUUGUCCCGGCUCUCCGUCCGUCUUGUCGCAGGGCAGACGUUCAUAUAUCCCCCCAUCGCUUAUGUUUAGUCACUUUAUUAAAUCUGAUUUUUUUAGGCUCCUCAUCAGUUAGUCGUAUACCUCUAGUGUGAGACGCUCUGACGACUGGCGGACUGCCGAGGUGACGUUGUACCGAACCGGCUUCGCCUCUGUAAGAUCAAAUCCGACGCAGAGCGGCGGAGUAGUUUUUAUUUGGUCUUCACCAUUCCAGUUCUGUUCUGUUUUUUUCGUUUUUCGAAAGCACUUUUUGGUGGGCGCUUGUCUGAAAAAAAAAAAAUCACAGCGAUAAAAGUUUUUAAAACAAAAUGAAAAAUGGAAUGGGAUUGUGAGCGAAGAGUGGUCCGGCAAAUAAGAGUCAGACGUCAUUUGUUCCCGAGUUAGAGCUCCAGUGUGCAGCCGGAGGCAGAAGGUCCAGAGGAAAACAUUGAAAAGGAAGUAUUAUUUUCAAGAGUUCAAAUAAUACUUUAUUUUUUAUAUAGUAUUAUUUAUUUUUUAAGCUCGGAUUUUUCUAGUUUGCUCAACGCGACGACGGCGACUGACAUUGAACGCCGCUGGUGAGAUGAUCUGUGCCUCCCGGAGCAGCCCGGCCCUCCAGAAACACUUGUGAACCUAAAACUCGGCGUUUCCUCCUCCUCCUGCUCCGACUCAGCUCAAAUACUGCUCCUGGAUCCUGAGACGGGGGGCGAAGAGACUAUUGAUGUGAUUUUGCACAAACCUAAACGACGUGAGCUUGCGUUUCUUGGGGACUUUUCCUUAAAAAUAAAAUGGAGAGCAAACCAGAGCACCGAGGGUGGAAGAGAGGACCGGGGGCCUGCACAGCUGGGACAUGUAGUAGUUCACACUCUUCAUCCCGACCAGUGUGUGGGGACCCUGUGAAUUAGGUUUCUGAUUGUACAGUAGGAGAGAAACACUCCUUGUAUUCUGCUGCUAUAGAAAAUAAACCCCAGCUAUGUUUAAAAAGAAAAGAAAAGAAAAAAAGAGGACAAAUGUAACAGAUUGAAAUGAAAUCGAUGCUUUUCUCCUGUUUGCUGCUACGUUUUUUGGAUGUUUUGAAAAAAAGAAAAAAAGUACAUAUUAAUGUCAAUAUACUGCCAUUCUAGGUUUGAAAUUUUCUCAUAGAAAAUUGUUAUUGACAUCCUCAGCUUUUCGUGUAGGUUCUACGUGAUCAUGUUUUGUCGUUUUUUUGUUGUAAUUUACGUUUUGUGAUUCUCCAUACUAUUCCAAAAAAAAAAACACAAAAAAAAACUAGGAAAAACGAAACGGAUGUACAGAAAUGCUUUGAUCCACAAUACCUCAUGUGACAGUCAAGAUCUAGCUCUAAUGUUUAGUCAUGUACUCUGUUUAGUUCUUAUUCUGCAGCUCUGCGGACCCCCGCCGCGAGUCCGGGGGCUCUGACACUGGUGCCAUAACAGGAAGUAGAUUGUGAAUGACUCUGUGGAGUGUUAAUGUGUCUCGGUGAAGGAGACUUUAUCCCUCUUUAGGCCCGAGGCGGCCGUCCUUCCUCCCCUUUUUUUUAAUAUUUAUAACAGAGAGAAAAAAAAGCUUUUUGCUCCCAGUUUUCAAACUGUCAGAGAGUGUGUAAAUAGAUCAGUGUCAUGCUCAGUUAAGCCAUAGACUGUCCUUGUUCUUGUCUUCACAAAUCAUUCCACACAGUCGUGUCUACUUCAUGGAAAUGGUGACUACACAAUAAAACGUGGUAGAUGGAGCGUA
Molecule: messenger RNA, 3218 nt
Organism: Scophthalmus maximus (turbot)
Lineage: Eukaryota; Metazoa; Chordata; Actinopteri; Pleuronectiformes; Scophthalmidae
Gene: ccnd1
Product: cyclin D1
Exons: 5
Coding region: 252-1136 (294 amino acids)
Biological process (GO): mitotic cell cycle phase transition; regulation of cyclin-dependent protein serine/threonine kinase activity; positive regulation of G1/S transition of mitotic cell cycle
Cellular component (GO): cytoplasm; nucleus; cyclin-dependent protein kinase holoenzyme complex
Molecular function (GO): cyclin-dependent protein serine/threonine kinase regulator activity
Source: RefSeq, a predicted model, not a curated record